This is a messenger RNA of Gracilinanus agilis (Agile Gracile Mouse Opossum), 1746 nucleotides long. Its product is annotated as zinc finger protein 287-like. Gene Ontology annotation, biological process: negative regulation of transcription by RNA polymerase II. The record is from RefSeq and is a predicted model, not a curated record. Lineage: Eukaryota; Metazoa; Chordata; Mammalia; Didelphimorphia; Didelphidae. Gene Ontology annotation, molecular function: DNA-binding transcription repressor activity, RNA polymerase II-specific. Bases 1 to 1746 code for a protein of 581 amino acids. The transcript is spliced from 5 exons.
AUGCCUCUGAAGAAAGUGAUGGUUCUAUAUCCAUACCCCCAAACUCCCAUUCCACACACAUGGGAUAACAUCCUAGGAGUGCAUGUCCCCAGGAAUCAAGAAGCCAUCCAAGUUGAACAGAAGUCUGACCUUGAGGCUUCCCGACAGCGUUUCAGGUUUUUUCGAUACCCAGAAGGGGUUGGGCCUUAUGAGGCCCUAAGCCAACUUCAGGCACUUUGUCUUCAAUGGCUGAGACCAGAAAUUCACACAAAGGAGCAAAUAUUGGAGUUGCUGGUACUGGAACAAUUCCUGACCAUCCUGCCUGGGGAAAUCAGGACUUGGGUGAAAUCACAUAAUCCAAAGAAGAGUGAAGAUGUGGUGGCCUUGGUAGAGGAUUUGGCUCAAAUGCUAGAGGAAGAAGCUCUGCCUUCUGAGGACUCUGCACUUCCCCAAGAGGAGAGCACUGAGGAGGGACAGGACUCUGUGUCCCUGCUGGCCAGGUGCCAGGAAGCACCAACUUUCCAGGAUGUAGCUGUGGAUUUUACCUGGGAAGAAUGGAAGCAACUGGACCCUGCUCAGCAAGAUCUGUACAGGAGUGUGACGCUGGAGAACUAUCAGAACCUGGUGUCUCUAGGUCUUCCUGUCUCCAAACCAGACAUAAUCUCCCAGCUGGAGCAAGAGGCAUCAUGGGGCCUGAAGCGAGACGUUGCCAACGGUUCCUGUCUAGAUUGGGAAACUACUCAUGAGACCAAAGAAGCAAAUUCAAAGCAAGAUAUAUUUGGUGAAAAAUCAUCCCAAGAAAGACUAAGAAGGGGUGGUCCUGGGCAGUCAAUCAAAGAUUUGGGGUAUGAUGGCAGGUUUGAAGGAAAACAGCAGGGGAACUUGGAGAGAAGGCCAAAGCAAGUACUAAUCAUUCAUAAGAAAACCCCUACAACAAUGAAAGAACACGAAUAUAAUAUACUGCAGAAAAAUUCAAUUCUUGUGACACAACAAACUAUGCCUGUAAGAAAGAGUUUCCAUAAACAUGGCACACGUGAAAAGACCCUCAAAAAGUUGUCUGAUCUAAUUAAACGUAAUAGAAUUGCCUCAGGGAAGGAAUCUUGUAAAUAUAACAAAUGCACUAAAGCCUUUAGUUACCAAUCAGAUAUUAUUCAGUAUCCAACAGUGUCCAUCACUGAAGAGAAAUCCCACACAUGUAAUGAAGAAGACUUUAGUCAAAGUACUGACCUGACUCAACAACAGAAAAGUCAUACUGAGGAGGAGACCUAUAAUUAUACUGAAUAUAGAAAUGUCUUCAGUCAAAUGGAAUACUUUGCUAACCAGAAGACAAUUAAUACUGGAGAAAAACUCCAUAAAUCCAGUACCUGUGAGAAAACCUCUGAUGACUCAUCUCUUACUAAACCUCAGAAGAUUCCUUCAGGAGAGAAAUCUUAUAAAUGUGAUGAAUGUGCGAAAGCUUUCAGUAACAAAUCAUCUCUUGCUCUACAUCAGAGAAUUCAUAGGAGAAAAAAACCUCAUACAUAUAAUUCAUGUGGGAAAACCUUCCAUCAGAGCACAAAACGCAUUAAACAAAAGAGAAUUCGUACAAGAGGCAGACCCCGUAAGCAUGAAGAAUGUGGGCAGGCUGUUGGUCAAAAUUCAUCCCUCUGUGAACAUGAAAGGAUUCAUAGGGGAAGGAGAGCUCAUAGUUGUAAUGAAUGUGGGAAAGUCCUCAGCCAGAAAAGACAUCAUAGUAAAAGGAGAAUUAAAACUAGAAAAAGUAAUUGA